This is a messenger RNA of Ipomoea nil (Japanese morning glory), 1205 nucleotides long. Its product is annotated as universal stress protein PHOS32-like. The coding region runs from base 176 to 895 and encodes 239 amino acids. The record is from RefSeq and is a predicted model, not a curated record. The transcript is spliced from 3 exons. NCBI's taxonomy places the organism in Eukaryota, Viridiplantae, Streptophyta, Magnoliopsida, Solanales, Convolvulaceae.
AUUAUUGUUACCGGUUUCCAAAUUCCAAGCUGCUUGCUGCUCUCUCCUCUCAGUAGACUGCACUAUACGGAGUAUAAUCUAUUAGCUAUUAUACGGAGUAUUAUAUAGUAGCAACGGCGAAUCAAAACGGUGAGUACCCACCCUGUGUCCCCAAUCCGAGUUCAAUCGCCGGAAAAUGCAGCCUAACUCCGCGGAUUCCGACCUUCCACGCCUUGCCAACGUCAAAGUCCGUUCAUCUUCCCCGCGUUUUCCGCCUCCCGCCACCCCGUCUUCCACCGAUACCCCCACGGCCGGAGCCCAGCGUAAGAUCGGCAUCGCCGUAGACCUCAGCGACGAGUCUGCCUUCGCCGUCAAGUGGGCGGUCCACCACUACCUCCGUCCCGGGGACGCCGUCAUACUCCUCCAUGUCCGCCCCACCUCUGUUCUCUAUGGAGCUGACUGGGGUUCUGUUGACCUCUCCAUCGUCGACACUGAAAACGAGGAGUCGCAGCAGAAGCUGGAGGAUGAUUUCGACACUUUUACUACUACUAAGGCCACCGAUCUGGCUCAGCCGCUGGUGGACGCGCAGAUUCCGUUCAAAAUCCACAUCGUUAAGGACCACGAUAUGAAGGAGAGGCUCUGCCUCGAGGUCGAAAGGCUGGGACUCAGUGCCGUCAUCAUGGGGAGCCGUGGAUUUGGGGCUACUAAGAGAGGAAACGACGGAAGGCUUGGCAGCGUUAGUGAUUACUGUGUUAGACAUUGCGUUUGCCCUGUAGUUGUUGUUAGAUAUCCCGAUGAGAAGGACAGUGGAAAUGCUAGUGGUGAACCUAUUGUCUCUGUUGCCUCAGUGGCCGAGGAGGAAGCAGAAGACGAGCCGGAGUACCAUGAUGCUCAUGAUGAUCGAAAAGAUUCAUAAUAGAAAGCUGAACCCAACUUCACACACCCUUCCGUGAUAGGAGUAUCAAGGCAAUGCAGUUUACAAAGUAUAACCAUGGUGUAUGAUACUUGUGACUGAUCAGACACUUGUGAUGCAUGAAAUCAUGUUAAUGUAAAUAAACUGUGGUUGAUGUUUCUCCCAUCCUCAUAUAGUCUGGUUGUCACAGAUUUCCUGUGAACUGUAUUAAAUGUUUGGCUUGGUGUUGUUUAUUCCGGAUUAGCAUCAUAUAUUACUUGUGUUUUUCACUGAUGAAAAUGGAUCAUUGCUAUGCACGUUUUCAUUCUCUGAA